AGCAUCUCUCUCUCUCUCUCUCUCUCUCUCUCUCUCUCUCUCUCUCUCUCUCUCUCUCUCUCUCUCUCUCUCUCUCUCUCUCUCUGCCCGCAAACAGCUGUGAGUGAAACAGUGUGCAGGAGGGCUCUUCAGAAACACACACGAGCGGGACAAAAUGGGAGUGGAGAUCGAGACCAUAACCCCCGGCGAUGGGAGGACUUUUCCCAAAAAAGGACAGACAUGUGUGGUGCAUUAUGUUGGCUCUCUGACAGAUGGACGAAAGUUUGACUCUUCCCGUGACCGUGACAAGCCAUUUAAGUUCAAGAUUGGUAAACAGGAAGUGAUCCGUGGCUGGGAGGAAGGUAUUGCGCAGAUGAGUGUGGGCCAACGCGCAAAGCUGACCUGUUCACCUGAUUUUGCCUAUGGUAAUAAAGGCCAUCCUGGGAUUAUUCCCCCAAACGCCACCCUCAUCUUUGAUGUGGAGCUUCUUAGUUUGGAGUGAUUUAAUGCUCUUCACUGCCUUUUUAUUCAUUUUUCAUUGUUUUAUAAAUGUUUCAAGUGUCAAAAGUUUAGUCUUAACUUUAGAAACUUAAUUAAAUCAAUAUCUCUUUCUGUCAGGCUGUAUUUUUAGUCAUUCUUCUCAGAACCACCUUUAUUCAGCAUCCCACUCGUACAGUUUUAGGCACAUUAUAUAAAGAUCUGUGCUUCAUUUUAUCAAACUUUUGCUUUGGUCUCGUUACAUCUGAACUAAUUCUUAAACUCUUUUAAUUUCAAUCCAAGAUUCUUCCUGUGUAAUUGAUAUGAUAUCACCAAAUCACCAAAAACCUUGCAAUGUCCUUAAUCUUGAACUUGAACCCGACAAACUCCGAUUCAACAUGUUAAUUUGGCGACCAACGGCAACAGACGCUGACAGGGUAAUACGACAAAACCCAACAAAGUGUCAUUGUCGUUGGUCGCCGUCUGUUGGUGCAGUGUAAAUUGGCCUUUAGACUUGUAUUCUCUUUUGUGACUUUUUCUCGCACUGUGAUUGUUGUUGGCUUGAAACCAAGUACAAAUGUGACUGUAGACAAAUUUGUUACAAAAAUCUGCGAUUUUAUCCCUGAAUUGACAUAAAUUUAUCUUAAAGAUGUUAUGUUUGUGAUAUAAAAAUUUAAAUAUUUGUUGCAUUGUUACUUUUCACAUUGAAUAAAUUAAUAAAUUACAUUUAAUAUUUUUUACAUUUAGAAAAUACUUUUUUUUUUUUUUGAUUGUCCACUUUAGACAUUCUACUAACUAUAAGUAAGUUUGCAACUACAUGUCAAAUAACUCUCAAUAAUUUGCUACUACAUGUCAAAUAACUCUCACUGGAGUAUUAGUAGACUGUAUUAGGUUAGGUUUAGGUGUUAGGGUUCGGGUUAGUAGAAUAAGUUGACAUGUAGUUGCAAAGUUACUUAUAGUCAGUAGAAUGUCUGUUGGCAAGCAUCAAAAUAAAGUUUUAUCAGAUAUUAAACAGACUACUAAUUCUCUAACGACAUGUCAUGCAGAUGCAAAGAUACUUAGUUAGCAGAAAUACAACCCCAAAUCAAGAAAAAUUGGGACAUUUUGUAAAACGCAAUAAAAUCAAGAAUCUGUGAUUUGUUAAUUCUCUUGAACCUUUAUUUAACUGACAAAAGUACAAAGAAAAUGUUUCCAAAUGAAUUGUAUUUUGUAAGUAUAAAAAAAUUAUGAUUUUGAUGGCUGCAACCCACUCCAAAAAAGUUGGGACAGAGGCACAAUAAUAGUGAAAAGAUUACAGAAUAUUCAAGUUGAACAGUUUUUAAACAGUCCACAAUUAGCAGGCGAAUUGGAAAUAGCCAGGUGAGGGUAUCGUGUUUGGGUAUAAAAGGAACAUCCAUCAAAGACUCUGUUUUGCAAGCAAAGAUGGGUCAUGGCUCACCACUUUGCUCCAAAUUUCAUGAGAGAACUGUCAAACAAUUCUAAAAUCACAUUUCUCAAUGCAAGAUUGCAAAGUAUUUAGGUCUUUCACCAUCUACCAAACAUAAUACUGUGAAAAGAUUCAGAGAAAUCUCAGUCAGCGUAGGGCAAGGCAGGAAACAUCUGUUGAAUGGGCGUGACUUUUGAGCCCUUAGAUGGCACUGCAUGAGAAACCUCAGGGAUCAUCCAGACUUUCAUCAGCGACAGGUGCAAAAGCAAACAUCUGUCAUGGUAUGGAGGUGCAUCAGUGCAAACGGCAUGGGUGACUUGUAGGUACCAUUGACGUGGAAGUGUAUAUUGGGAUUGUACAGAGACAUCAAGAUCUUUCCUGGGAAACAAGACAAUGCUAGGCCUCAUUAUGCACAUACAUCAGUGUGGUUUCGAGACACUCUGCACUGUAGAAGGGAUGUGUCUGACUGCCUGCCUGCAGUCCAGAACUGUCUCUUAUUGAAAAUAUAUGGCCCAUCAUGAAAAGAAGAAUCGGAUUGACCACAGACUGUUGAGCAGCUGUCUUGUAUCAGGCGAGAUUGGGCAAAAAUUCCACUUGCAAAACUGCAACAAUUAGAAUCCUCAAUUCCCAAGUGAAUAAAAAGUGUAAUUAAAAGGAAAGCUGAUGUGACAGUGGUAAACAUGCCUCUGUCCCAACUUUUUUUAAGUGUGUUGCAGCCAUCAAAAAUUCAUAUUUGUUUAUAUUUAAAAAAAAAAAUACAAUCAGGUUUGUCAUUGAAAACACUGAACAUCUUUUCUUUGUACUUUUAUCAGUUAAAUAACGGUUCAAGAGAAUUAACAAAUCACACAUUCUUGACUUUAUAGUGUUUUACAAAAUGUUUCUUGAUUUGGGGAUGUAAAAUGUUACCUAAUUUUCAGCCAGUUUUGAAUUGUUAGGUUUGAACAAUCCUUGUGCCUCUUUGUGUGUUUUACACCUGCCAGAAUUCCACAGGUUUUGUAUAUUUACAAAGCGAUCAGAAGUGAUCAGCUGAUAAAGUGCUGUCCUGUAAUCACACUUUACAGUAGACCAGGCUGAUAAUUAUACAACGAUGACGUAUUAUAGUACUGCAAUUUCUGUCAAUUUGGUGAGCAACAUUUUUUUUUCUUGCAUUAAUAACAUGCAGCUAUUUGGAAAUGUUAUUUGAAGUGUUUACUUUGUUCUGUGUAUGAUUAGGUUGUGUAGUUGAGUAGGUGGCACAUUUGGCACCAUAGCAAUGGAUGCAUGCCAUAUUUAGUACUUAAGGAUUUUGUGAUCAUGUUUCACUCUUCAUUUAAAAACAGUCAAUUAGCUUGCUAAUAAAUAUAAUAGAUGGGCACUUUGUGUUCUCAUUGAGCUGGAACUAUUUGUUUUCAAUGAUGGACAAUGUCUGAAAAGCACAUUGUGACCUACCCUAUUUUCAUCACACUACUUGCCAUUAAUAUAUACAUUUUGAUGCUAAAUUAUUUGCAGCCAUCUGUUGUUGUUAAUGUAGACCGUGCUGCCUAUAGAUAAUUGAUGUGAUUAUAUUGGAUGCAGAUACAGUGACAGUACUUUUUGUAUUGACAUGAUAAUAAUUUUUAAUUCAAAUGAAAUCUGCAGACGCAUAAAUACUUGAGUCGAUGCUGUUGAUUUCUGUGAUCAAGCAUCAAAUAUAUGGCUUUAAUAUUUCUGUAAUGCUCUGUAUAUUUAUGUAUUGUCAUACAGACAAAAAAACAAUAAAAUAAUUAAAAUGUGCUAUAAA
Molecule: messenger RNA, 3641 nt
Organism: Ctenopharyngodon idella (grass carp)
Lineage: Eukaryota; Metazoa; Chordata; Actinopteri; Cypriniformes; Xenocyprididae
Gene: fkbp1ab
Product: FKBP prolyl isomerase 1Ab
Exons: 4
Coding region: 155-481 (108 amino acids)
Molecular function (GO): peptidyl-prolyl cis-trans isomerase activity
Source: RefSeq, a predicted model, not a curated record